GGCGGUGAGUCUGCCGCGAGGGCGCGGGUGUGCGGGCGGCGAGGGCGCACGCGCGCGGUCCUCGGCGCGGCCCCGCGGCCCGGCGGCCCGCCACCCGGCUCACCCGGCGCGUAGUGUUUGGGGCGGUGGGCGAACAGGCAGCGCCAGCGCCCAGCGCCACACAGCGAGCCGCGGGCGCCGCGGUCCUGUCUUCCCUCCAUUGUCGCACCGUCUCGGUGAGAUGGUCGCCGUCGCGUCCGUCUGGUCGAUGUGGUCGAUGGUCAUCAGCGACGUCCUGAAGCCCGACAUCGUCAUCAUGGGUGCGAACCUCCUCGCGCUGCUGUUCCUCGCCGGGCACUGCCUCGCGACCCAGCCCUGGGCACCGGGGCAGCAGAGCCUUGCGCCCGCCGAGGUGACGGACAGGCCAGUCAUCGGCAUCCUGAGCAUGGAGCCUACGCCCACGAUCGAGAAAUACUGCGGGACCCACGACAGCUACAUCGCAGCCUCCUACGUCAAGUUCGUCGAGGGCGCCGGUGCACAAGUCGCCCCCAUUCUGAUUGGACAGUCCCCCGAGUACUACAAACAAAUGGCCAACAGCGUCAACGGACUCCUCUUCCCGGGAGGUGCAACGUACUUCAACGAGGAGAACGGGUACGCGGCCGCUGGUCGACAACUGUACGACGAGGCCAAGGCGAUCAACGCUCGCGGCCAGUACUUCCCCGUGUUCGGCAUCUGCCUCGGCAUGGAGCUGCUUGCCGUCUUGGACGCCAAAGAGGACUUGCGCAGUCCGUGCAAGAGCGAGGACCCGCUGCCGCUCAGGUUCCUGCCAGGUGCGAAGGGGGGAAGCCGCAUGUUUUCGAGGGCGCCGCGGAAGAUCGUGACCACGCUGGAGAAGUACAACGUGACCGUGAACCACCACCGGAGGUGCGUCACCAGGGCGGAGAUGCAGAGGCGCGGGCUGGACAGCGACUGGCGGACAUUGACCGUGAGCGAGGACGCUGAGGGCGUGGAGUUUAUCUCGGCGUUCGAACACACCAGACAACCCUUUUACGGCGUCCAGUUUCACCCGGAGAAAAAUAUAUACGAGUGGAAGCGCAGCAAGCACUACCCGCACUCGGAACGGGCGGUGGCCGCAUCGCGUUACUUCGCCGACUUUCUGGUGUCGGAGGCGCGCCGCAACGCUCACAGCUUCCCUGAAGCGGACGAGAGGCAUCAGCUGAUCUACCGCCACCAGCCAGUGGACACCAACCAGAAGCUCAUGUGGGAGCAGCUCUACUUCUUUUCCAAGCAGAUCGACCCACCCACGACUACGCAAAACGCCACUCUAGCAGACAGCCCCGGUUCUCAGCGAGAUUUUGACGUUUGACAAUCAGUACAGGAGCGUGCCAUUUUAAAAAUUAUAAAGAGAUAGAAAAUUGAUCAAAUACCAUUUCUAUGUUUGAAAUAAAAAGAUUCAAAAAGC
Frankliniella occidentalis (western flower thrips) is the source of this 1441-nucleotide messenger RNA. RefSeq names its product gamma-glutamyl hydrolase. Gene Ontology annotation, biological process: tetrahydrofolylpolyglutamate metabolic process. NCBI's taxonomy places the organism in Eukaryota, Metazoa, Arthropoda, Insecta, Thysanoptera, Thripidae. Gene Ontology annotation, molecular function: gamma-glutamyl-peptidase activity. The transcript has 8 exons. The record is from RefSeq and is a predicted model, not a curated record. Gene Ontology annotation, cellular component: vacuole. Bases 221 to 1345 code for a protein of 374 amino acids.